AUGUCGAAGGGUGAUUCUGCUGAAGCAUCCAAGCCUCUUAGAGCUAUUGAUUAUAUCAGGGAACACUCAAUUGAACAAAAACUAGAAGAAUUUAUUGGUCAGAUUGUUCACGAACGUCCAAAUGAUCCAUACGGUGUUUUAGCAAAUAAAUUUGCUUCUCAAUCACAGCCUCCAACUGUUACACAACUAAAAGGUCAUGAAAUACUUCUUUCUACAGGCAGACCUACUCUUCAAGUUGAAGUUUGGGCGAAUAUGCUCGGAAGAAAUGUGAUGGUAGCUGUUUCAAAUGCUCCCAUUGGUACUUCUGUCUUUAACCAAGAGCAAAAACCAUAUUUAGAUACAAACACUACGAGAUUUUUAGGUUUAGGCAGCAGAAACGCGUGCACUCUUGUUGAACUUAUAUCAUCAGCUCUUCAAGGCAAGAACUUCAUGACAAUCGAUCAGUUUGAUAUGAUUAUCAAGAAAGUUUUGGAUGGCAAAUCCGGAAUUGUUAAUGUUUUAAGUGCAGCCUCUUUCGCCCUAGCAAGAGCUUCAGCAAUUGUUCGAGAACAGCCUCUUUUCUUAUACUUAUACGAAUCAAUUUACCCUCAACAAUCAAUUGACCAUUUUUCGAUUCCUACACCAGCAAUCACUGUAAUACAAGGUGGUAUGCAUGCAACAUCGCCACUUUUAUUCGAAUCUGUUUUUAUUAUUCCAAAAUCAUCGCUUUCUUACAUCGAACAACUCAGAAUUUGUUCUGAAAUAGCAUAUCGCGUACAAGAUAAGCUCUACGGCGAUAAAGAAGUAUUUGCUGUUGGUAAGGCAGGUGGUUACGUAAGCAAUUCUUCAGUUAUUUCCUCAACUGUUGCUUUAAUUGAGAAAUGUAUCACAGAAACUGGUCUUACACCAGGCACAGAUAUACAAAUUGGCAUAGAUUGUGCAGCAUCAUAUUUAUACGAUACAGAAAGGCAACUCUACCAAGUAGAAAAAGGAGUUUACAAGAAUACUCAACAAUUAGUACAAUAUUAUUUAGAUCUUUUAGCACAGCACCCAUCCAUUACGAUCCUUAACGAUGGUAAUAGUGAUCUAGACCAUGGCGGCUGGGAUAAUUUACAACAAGGUAUCCAAAAAUCCGCAAUUGUUUCGGGUGGUGAUAUUUAUGGUUCCCAAGCGAUGCAGUCCCGCAGAGGCUUGAAGAAGAAGUGGACAGAUGCCAUUCUUUUGCAGCCAGGACAGGCAGGAACACUUUCCGAGGCUGCUGAAACAGCAAAGCUCUUCAAACAGAAGGGAAAGCAGGUAAUUGUCGGUAGAAGAAGUGGUGAAACAUGCGAUACAACAAUUGUUGACUUCGCUGUUGCAAUUCAAGCAGAAUAUUUCAUGGGAGGUGGAAUUAUCGGUUCUGAAGGCUCUGCAAAAUACAACCACAUGCUUAGGAUAUACGAAUACCUUAGAGAUCGUUCAAUAAUUCAAUAA
Trichomonas vaginalis G3 is the source of this 1452-nucleotide messenger RNA. Its product is annotated as phosphopyruvate hydratase protein. The record is from RefSeq and is a predicted model, not a curated record. Gene Ontology annotation, cellular component: phosphopyruvate hydratase complex. Gene Ontology annotation, molecular function: phosphopyruvate hydratase activity; magnesium ion binding. Gene Ontology annotation, biological process: glycolytic process. Lineage: Eukaryota; Parabasalia; Trichomonadida; Trichomonadidae. The transcript has a single exon. Bases 1 to 1452 code for a protein of 483 amino acids.